UCUUCUACACAUGCGCACGGUUGGGCGGGCCUUCUCUCUUCUCGCCUGACGCCGCCGACAUGGUGUUCAGGCGCUUCGUGGAGGUUGGCCGGGUAGCCUACGUCUCCUUUGGGCCUCAUGCCGGAAAGCUGGUCGCGAUCGUAGAUGUUAUUGAUCAGAACAGGGCUUUGGUCGAUGGACCUUGCACUCAGGUAAGGAGACAGGCCAUGCCUUUCAAGUGCAUGCAGCUCACUGACUUCAUCCUCAAGUUCCCACACAGUGCCCGCCAGAAGUAUGUGCGACAAGCCUGGCAGAAGGCUGAUAUCAAUACAAAGUGGGCAGCCACAAGAUGGGCCAAGAAGAUUGAAGCCAGAGAAAGGAAGGCCAAAAUGACGGAUUUUGAUCGUUACAAAGUCAUGAAGGCAAAGAAAAUGAGGAACAGAAUAAUCAAGAAUGAGGUAAAGAAGCUUCAAAAGGCAGUUCUUCUAAAAGCUUCUCCCAAAAAACCACCUGCUGCUAAGGGUGCUACUGCAGCUGCAGCUAAAGUUCCAGCAAAAAAGGUGACUACUGUGGGCAAGAAAGCUCCACCCCAGAAGGUUCCUGCCCAGAAAGCCACAGGCCAGAAGGCAGCACCUCCUCCGAAAGCUCAGAAGGGUCAAAAAGCUCCAGCUCAGAAAGCACCUGCUCCAAAGGCAUCUGGCAAAAAAGUAUAAGAGAUUAUUGUAAAAGUAAUAAAGAUUCUUUUUGACAUGUUGGCAAA
Cynocephalus volans (Philippine flying lemur) is the source of this 739-nucleotide messenger RNA. It is a transcript of the gene RPL14, whose product is annotated as ribosomal protein L14. Gene Ontology annotation, molecular function: RNA binding; structural constituent of ribosome. Lineage: Eukaryota; Metazoa; Chordata; Mammalia; Dermoptera; Cynocephalidae. The transcript is spliced from 6 exons. Gene Ontology annotation, biological process: ribosomal large subunit biogenesis; translation. Gene Ontology annotation, cellular component: ribosome; cytosolic large ribosomal subunit. The coding region runs from base 60 to 692 and encodes 210 amino acids. The record is from RefSeq and is a predicted model, not a curated record.